Spirometra erinaceieuropaei is the source of this 471-nucleotide messenger RNA. The record is from the annotation of a GenBank genome assembly. NCBI's taxonomy places the organism in Eukaryota, Metazoa, Platyhelminthes, Cestoda, Diphyllobothriidea, Diphyllobothriidae.
AUGUCGAUCGGAGAGGCCAUUGACAGCCUGGGCAAAAACUGCUCUCAAGUUCACGAAACGACCAAGCAUUUUGCCGGGGACAUGUCGGCCCUCGUAGAUGCGGCCCAUCCAACCCUCUCAAUUGCUGAUAAGGAAACCAGAUCUCCCCCACCCAUUUCUUGUGAUACCCCCAGCCGAUUUACAAGAGGCCGUAGCACUAGCAGGGAGAUUACGGCAAGUGGCGAAAUCACGAUGGCCAAAUCAACCAGGCCCUCAGAUUCCAGACCGCCAGGUUUACCACUGGAAGAUUUCGGCACCUUCGGCAUACAGCGGCCUCAGAGAGAUAUCAUUGCAGCUCGCGACGAACAGGUUUCCACGGAGCAAAUACGACGUCGCCGACGACGCCAAAACAUUCCACGAACCCUCGUAUUUUUCCUGGCCGCCAAGAUACAGGGUAAGAUUGACUUCUAUGGCUUCCCAAACAGGACAUGA